AUGCGGCCGAGGAAGCAACCAGCCCAUCCCUACCACGACGACAGCUACGGCGAGAGAAGGAGCAGCAACCGAAGGAGAGUCAGCGUCAGAAGGGCCGACACAGAGGCGUUCUCUCCAUCUUCAUCGUCAGACGAAGAAGAGGACGACGACGACGAAGACGACAGCAAAGAUGACGACGACUACCGAGACUACAGGAGUAGUGUAGUGGCGGGAAAGAAGAGGAAGAUGCCGCUGCCGCCAGAGACCACCACCGUACCCGCUGUCCCCGACACCACCUCGGACACCAUCACGAAGCGGCCACGAGCUGAGCCACAAGAGCAACCCCCUGCACAUUCCGGACCCGUCUCGCCCGAGGCUUCGCACGAGGGCUGUGUGGACGACGAGCAGCUGCCGCUGCUUCUCGAUCCGGUCUACUCGUGGAUCGACGACCUCGACCCGAUUGGCGUUGCCACCACUGACUCCGACGCAUUCCUCGCAUUCCCUGUUGUUGACGCCCCCUUCGCCAUGAUCUCGCAGCCACGGCCUCUGCCUUCAUCCCUCAACGCAGCGUCGCCACCGCCGCCGCAGCCGCCACUCCCGCUCUCUCUCCCAACUCAACAGCCACAGCAACCACCCAUCCCGCUGGUGAGCUGCGAUGACGCCUACCCACCACUCCCAUCGCCGUCAUUCGAGUUUCGUGAUGGCUUCGAUCACGAGUACGACGGCUUCGAUGCCGAAGAUGGGCACGACCACGAUCACGAUCACGAUUGCACAUGCUCAUCUCCUCACUCCUCUUCGUCGUCGCUCUCCGGCGAUGCGGCCGACGCGCAGCUGGUGAAGAGCCUGUUCGGCAUGAUGACCGAUCAGGUGGGCGAGCUCAAGAAGGCCAACGAGGACCUGCGCGAAUCGAUCGACACGAUCUGGCAGACCUUUAACGAGAGGAUGGACCGCGGGGAGAAGAGGGUCAGCGAGCUCAGCCAUCUCGUGUCGACACGGCUCGAGCCCGCGGGCAACUGGGGGGCCGCUUUCACCCCGCCCUCGUCGUCGCUUGCCGACGAGCCAGCGCCCAGCCAGAACCACCCACGGCCGGAGCUCUUCCGUGAGCUCCCCUUCCUGCUCGACUGGGCCGACGACAUUGACUUCGCCAAUCCCGAUGGGUUCGUGAUCGAUGAUUUGAGCAAGCCGUUUAUCGUGCGCAGGCUGUUUGAACCCACGCAAGACGCGGCCCAGUCUCUUCCCGUCAGCAUCUACGCCAGCCCUGCCUUCUGUAGCUUUGUACGGACCGCUCCGCAUGAGAUCGUGGGCACGCUGUGCUACAAGGCCCAGGAUGAGCCGCUGCGUUGGUUCCUCGCCAAGAAGUGCCCGCGACCCGUCGGCGAUCUCUGCUUCCUCCCUCUGGUGCGGCCGAUCGGUGGGCGCAUGGUACAGAGCCUCACCAAGAACCAGCUCUUUUACGACCGCAACGGCAUCGCCAAGUUGUGGAUCCUGGUGGUGGAGCGGUUCGUCGGACCCAUGGAGGAGCCCGCUGCGCUAUCUGUCUCAGCGUCCUGCCCGCAACCGCGCGAGGAGACCUGCGAAGGGCAGCAUCGGAAGGCGGAGCAGAGCACGAACGCCAAGGUCUCCUAG
This is a messenger RNA of Acanthamoeba castellanii str. Neff, 1605 nucleotides long. RefSeq lists its product as uncharacterized. The coding region runs from base 1 to 1605 and encodes 534 amino acids. The record is from RefSeq and is a predicted model, not a curated record. NCBI's taxonomy places the organism in Eukaryota, Discosea, Longamoebia, Acanthamoebidae. The transcript has 6 exons.